CUUAGGAAAAACAUAUGUUGAGAGAGAUCAACCUUUGAAUAGUAUUUUAUGAGAUUAAUCAUUAACCUUUAACUAGUGAUAUCCUAGAUAAAAAAAUACAUCUUUAGUAUAUUGUUUUUGAGAGUAGAGAGAUCCACCUGAGUGAAGUUGUAUUUUCAUUAUUAUUAUUAUGAAACUUUUAUAGCAUACAGAUAUAUAUCCAAAGUCCUAAGUGAGGUCCCGUGUUCUUCCUGCCUUAUUAUCAAUAUUUUUCUUAGUUUUCAUCUCAAUUACACAGAGAUUUGUGCAUGCUGGCAUAAUUUUCCAAACGAUAUUGCAUAUGCUUUCUUCAUGAUUCUGAUGCAGUUUUGGUCUUUCUACCUUUACAUCUUAGUUCCUUCUUAAUUCUACGUACGUGAGGUGUUAGAAGACACAACAAUGAAUUUGGCAAAGGGUGUUGGCGGAAACAUUGACAAAUCCCAAGUUCUGUCCGCUGUUGAAAAGUACGAGAAGUAUCAUGCUUCUUAUGGAGGUCAGGAGGAGGAGAGGAAAGCUAAUUAUGUUGAUAUGGUUAAUAAAUUCUAUGAUCUUGCUACUAGCUUUUAUGAGUAUGGCUGGGGGCAAUCUUUCCAUUUUGCACCUAGAUGGAAAGGGGAAUCUGUUCGAGAAGGCAUUAAAAGACACGAGCACUUCAUUGCUUUACAACUUUGCCUAAAGCCUGGACAAAAGGUUUUGGAUGUUGGAUGUGGAAUUGGGGGACCACUUAGAGAAAUAUCCCGAUUCAGCUCAACAUCAAUAACAGGAUUGAACAAUAAUGAGUAUCAGAUAACAAGAGCAAAGGAACUUAACCGUAAUACUGGAGUGGACAAGACUUGCAAUUUUGUCAAGGCUGACUUUAUGAAGAUGCCUUUCCCGGACAAUAAUUUUGAUGCAGUAUAUGCAAUUGAAGCCACCUGUCAUGCACCAGAUGUUUAUGCAUGCUACAAAGAGAUCUUUAGAGUGUUAAAGCCUGGCCAACUUUUUGCGGCAUAUGAAUGGUGCAUGACUGAAGCUUUCGAUCCCAACAAUGAAGAACACCAAAAGAUAAAGGAAGAAAUUGAGGUUGGUGAUGGACUUCCUGACAUUAGAUUGACCACAAAGUGUGUUGAAGCUCUAAAGCAAGCAGGUUUUGAGGUAAUCUGGGAGAAAGAUCUUGCAGUUAAUUCUCCAGUUCCUUGGUACUUUCAUUUGGAUGCAAGUCACUUCUCACUUAGUACCUUUCCUCUAACAUCUAUUGGACGAUUUUUCACAAGAAGUCUGAUAAGGGCUUUAGAAUUUGUUCGACUAGCUCCAAGGGGAAGUCUAAAAGUUCAAGAAAUCUUACAAAGGGCAGCAGAUGGACUACUUGAAGGUGGAAAGAAAGAGAUUUUCACACCAAUGUACUUCUUUUUGGCUCGAAAGCCUAAUUUUGGUGGUCAAUAAGGUGGUGCUGCAAAUGAGUUAUUGCAAUUCAAGGAGAAAAGUUGUAAAAUUUAUUGCCUUCAAUUAGCCUUUCCAAUGUGACUUCAGUUGUUUUGAGUUUCUUUUUUUACAUCUAUAAUUUUAUAUUACCAAGGCUUUAUUGUACUUUUUAUUCUUCAUAGUUAUUUUACCCCUCUUAUUUGUUGGUUA
Molecule: messenger RNA, 1629 nt
Organism: Glycine soja
Lineage: Eukaryota; Viridiplantae; Streptophyta; Magnoliopsida; Fabales; Fabaceae
Product: cycloartenol-C-24-methyltransferase-like
Exons: 13
Coding region: 418-1440 (340 amino acids)
Biological process (GO): sterol biosynthetic process
Cellular component (GO): endoplasmic reticulum
Molecular function (GO): sterol 24-C-methyltransferase activity
Source: RefSeq, a predicted model, not a curated record